AUGAGUGAUGAUAAAGAAACGAACAUUCUUGAUCAAGAAGAGGUUGUUUGGAGCAUCAAGACAAACCUAACAUGUCAGGUCUGCGACAAGUUAUUCGUGGAUCCAAGAAUACUUCCAUGCUUGCAUACUUUUUGCUGUCUGUGCAUUGAAAAUUUACUUCGAAACCCACCACUGAAGGACAAACUACUCAAGUGCCCUUCGUGUCAUUUAGAAACAGGACUAGACAGUCGAAAUUCUGUGAGGAAACUUCCUGCUAACUCGCUCCUGGUGUCACUGCUCGACUUACUACGAAUACAAGAAGGAAAAUCCGUUCAGUGUGAUGUUUGUGACUGCAGCGAGGAGGAAUCAUCGGCUGAAGUGCGUUGUCGAGAAUGUUCGAUUUAUCUCUGUGAGCUACACUCAGAGGCUCAUAAAAAAGCUAAGGAUACAAAGCACCAUAAUCUUCUCUCGUUAGAGUACCUAAAAACCAUGUCUUUGAAGGAAUUAAACCGGCCAACCUAUUGUGUAACACACACCGGUGAAAGACUAGCGCUGUUCUGCGACCUUUGCAAUACAAGCAUCUGUCGCAAUUGCGCUCUGAAAGACCACAAAACGCAUCAAACUCAGUUUUUAGAGGACGCAUACUCCAAACUAUACCCUAAGUUUUCACAAAUACUAGAACAAACAAGAAGUGUUUGUAUCAAGGUAGAAAAUGCCAUUCCCGCGCUCAACUGCAUGCAAGCACGGGUGAACAUGAAAGCUGAUGGUAUAAUCCGGGAUAUUGAGGAUAGCAUCAACGCUAAGAUCAAGGCUUUAGAACAAAGAAAGAGUGAGCUGCGAGCCGCGGUGGAGCUGGUGCGAGUGAACAGGAAGACUGCGCUGGACGUGCAAAGACGAAGUUUAGAGGCAUCCCGAGAUGCACUGCAAGUAUCGUGUCGCUUUGUGAAGAGAGUCCUCGAAGAAGGUGAUCCAGUACACUUGCUCUCCUCCAAAGAUCUUAUUUCCGAGAGACUAGAAGCGCUUGCCAAUCACCACUAUGAACUUCAGCCUCGUGAGGACCACGUGAUCAAGUUUUCUGCCGAAAACGAAGCGUUACAACAAGCUAUUGAUUCCUUUGGCUCAAUAGAUACUUCGUACCCUUAUUUUGCGACUUCUACAGCUGAAGGAACUGGUCUGCAUGAAGCAAAUGUCAACCAAACAGUUUGUUUCACAGUGAUAACCAGUAAAAAAUCAAACCAACGCAUUGAGGUUCUUCCUGCUUAG
Stylophora pistillata is the source of this 1242-nucleotide messenger RNA. RefSeq names its product E3 ubiquitin-protein ligase TRIM45. The record is from RefSeq and is a predicted model, not a curated record. NCBI's taxonomy places the organism in Eukaryota, Metazoa, Cnidaria, Anthozoa, Scleractinia, Pocilloporidae. Gene Ontology annotation, molecular function: zinc ion binding; protein binding.